CGAACCGUACGGUACGUUUCUAUUUCUAUGUUGCAUGUUAUACAGGACCUGAUUUGGCGCAUAUCAAAGAAAAGGAAAUGGUGUUUGGUCAUGGAUGACUUUGGUGGAACGUUUUUUGAUUUAUCUGCUUCUGCACAUAACUCAACACUUUCAAAUCCAAUUUCCAAUAUGUCAUCUUCCUCCUUGUGUGGAGGAGGGAACAACUUCUUCCUACAAGAGCAAACGAGUGACCUCGAUACACUAUUAAUGUCCGACACUGGGUUGAAUAUGGACAACCCGUUCAGCAAUGGAAUCACCUCAAAUGGAAUAAAAUCUAUAAAAUCGGAACCCUUGUUUUCAAAUGUAAAUGAACUACACAGUUCCAGCAUACAAGGCAUGCCACAGCCAACUCGGCAAGAUCUGUUUCCUAAUUCAAGCUUCUCUUCUAUUGAUUCAAGUAGCAUGCACACUUCUUUGGAAUAUAUGCUUGACAACCCUGUUUCAGUCAGUUUGGAAUCAAAGCCAAUUAAAACUGAACCAAGCUCCAAUCAGAGCUACCCGACUAAAGUGAAACUUGUAAGCGUCGGAGGUUUCACAGGGCCAGCGAAUAUUUUGAGUAAAGUAUCAAUCAUAAGACCUGGACAAUCUAUUCAAAAACUUACUGGUCAGGAAGUUAUCAGUCCUAAAGUACCCCCAGCAUUACCACAAGGCAUGCAGGCAAAAGUUCUUGCAACUUGUCCGAAAGUAACCCAAGCAGAACCCCUGUAUCACCAUGCUGUGAAGACUGAAAGACCUGAUGAUAUUGUUCCUGUGGUCAAAGAAGAACCCUUGAUGUACAGCAACUUUGACCUUCAAGAUGGAUCAAAACUCAACAUCUCUGUUUGUAAUGUUGUCUCAUCUUUCCGUGUCCAUUGUCACCUGAAUCUACGUCAGAUAGCUUUGGAGGGAAUGGAUGUGGUUUACAGGCGGGAGACGCAGAAAGUUGUAAUGAGAAUGCGGAAUCCAAAAUGCACAGCCUACAUGUGGUCAUCAGGCAAAAUAGUUUGCACAGGUUCAAGCUCAGCACAAUAUGCAAGACAGUCGGCCAAAAGAUUUGCUCGGCGGUUGUUAAAAAUCGGAUUUAAAGUAAAAUUUGCUGAAUUUCGAGUUGUAAACGUUCUUGCAGUGUGCAAGAUGCCGUAUGCGAUUGACAUAAACGAAUUCGCGAAAGCAAAUCGUGGCCGUCACUGCAGCUAUGAACCAGAGCUUCACCCCGGAGUGACUUUCCGAGAAUCCACCACAAAAGCAACGUUAAAAAUAUUUUCCACUGGAUCAGUCACUGUAACAGCAAGAUCUGUAGAAAAAGCAAAAAAUGCAAUUCGAACCGUUUAUCCAAUGUUUCAAGAGUUUUACAGGUUUGAAAAACCGAAUUUGGAUUUUGAUAUUUCCGACGUUCUGCCCAGUGACACUGAAGACUGCAGCUGAUCUAUCUGUGAUGUCAUAAUGCAGAUUAAGAACCAAAAUCUCAUUGAUUUAAUAUCUAGGAAAUACAAACAUUAUUUUCUUUUCUUUAACCUUAUCGAUAUGGGUUUAAUAUUCAGUAAUAAUUUAUUUUCAGUUUAAUGACGUCAAAAGAGUGUAUUACCAAAAGCCUAAUGGGAAUACCUGUUUAUCCCGCCUUAAAAACUUUCAUGUAUUUUUUUCUGUUAAAAGUCGUGAUUAUUUUUCUCGUAUUUUAUUUGUGCUACAACUAUUUUGCCUAUCGCUACUUCUGCCAGCGAAUACCCAGGUCACUGUUCGUAUUAUCAUUUUUCUAUGACGGAAAUUCUCGACCAUGAUUUGCUGGUCCUUUCCGGUUGCUCUGCACAACCAUUGCAUGCAACACCCGGUUUAAAGACAGUCGUUUGCAUCCCAAUUUUAAACACGAAGUUACGAGUUAGGUUUUCGGCUGUACCGCAAGUGUUUUAGUUUUUGCAUAGCCUUAUUUUUAAGUCCCGUGCUGCUUUUCGCUAUACUUACACUCAAACUCACAAUCGAAAACGGCGAAAUACAUUAAAAGUAAAUGCACGUUACUCUCUACAGUGUGGCGCGGCCGACAGUUACACCUAUUUAUUCGCACGAAAGUGUUUCGUCUUUUCUUUAUCGCAGGUUAGCUGCUGUUACUACCCACGACUUCUGUUGUAUAUUUUCGCAUCUAAAAGCACAGCUUCCCGUCGCAACGAUUUCCGUUACGCGCUGCACCUUCCAAAUUGUUAACGCAACUUUUAAAACUUGUAAUGUAUUUCGAGAUUUCUGCUAGCUUUCACGUUUCUCUCUUUUGCAACUCUGAAAAUAAAGCUGAUUUGUAAUACAACACCGAACACAAAAA
Molecule: messenger RNA, 2326 nt
Organism: Ciona intestinalis (vase tunicate)
Lineage: Eukaryota; Metazoa; Chordata; Ascidiacea; Phlebobranchia; Cionidae
Source: RefSeq, a predicted model, not a curated record